Molecule: messenger RNA, 2801 nt
Organism: Cryphonectria parasitica EP155
Lineage: Eukaryota; Fungi; Ascomycota; Sordariomycetes; Diaporthales; Cryphonectriaceae
Exons: 4
Coding region: 311-2647 (778 amino acids)
Molecular function (GO): pseudouridylate synthase activity
Source: RefSeq, a predicted model, not a curated record
CAGCAACACUGCUCCACAAAGGAUAUUCUGGAUUGUGCUGGCAAUCAGUCAUUCCUUGAUUGCUGUGGCCUGUGAUUGUGAUUGUGAUCAUCUAUGGUAAUUAAGUACAGUAACUUGCUUACAUGCAGGAUACUUACUCUCUUGCAGAGCAAUGAGAGCAGCUGCAGCACGACCCAGGACGUGGCUCACAGCGCUGUAUUGACGCAGAAAUAAGCCAAGACAGACGGCCAGCCAGCCUUAUCGUUGAUCAGCCCUAGGUUCUCCUCCUCCUCCUUGUUGGAUACGGCAGAGUUCGUAGACACAACGGGCAAUGGCCCUCUUCUGUCGCGCCACACGCCAUGUGCGUCGUUGGCCUGCCCACAAGAGUUGUCUCUUUGCUCCUUCACCACUAUAUGCUCCUACCAUUGGCCGAAAAUACCAUGCAAGAUCCGGCAGCGGCGGCUUGAGCGACCUCAUCCACGUCUCACCAGAGGUCAGAGACGCCAUCGCCACCAACAGGCCAGUGGUGGCUCUCGAAUCCACAAUCUACACCCACGGAGCUCUGGGGAAAGACCUUCCUAGCAUACUCGACUCUGUCGUGCGUGAGCAUGGCGCUGUGCCGGCCACCAUCGGCGUGCUAGACGGCAUGCCCAAGGUCGGGCUGAGUCCCGAAGAGAUUGGACGAAUGGUCGAAGAGGGUGCGAGGAAGAUCUCGAGACGGGACUUUGCCCACAUCGUCGGAGCGGGACUGAAUGGCCACAAACUGCACGGCGGCACUACUAUCGCUGGCACAAUGAUCCUGGCACGGGCGGCUGGCAUCCGCAUUUUUGGCACUGGUGGGCUGGGAGGCGUCCACCGCGGCGGCGAGGACUCGAUGGACAUCUCGGCAGACCUCACCGAGCUCGGACGGACCAGGGUAGCCGUCAUCAGCAGCGGGCCCAAGGGUUUUCUCGACAUCCCGCGCACCCUGGAGUACCUCGAGACCCAGGGCGUGCUGGUCGCCACCUUCGCCGACGGGAGGGAGGGGGAUGUCGACCUGCCUGCCUUCUGGGCGCGUGAGAGCGGAACCAAGAGCCCCUUUGUUGUCCGCGACGAGAGGCAGGCGGCUGCUGCCAUACUGGCACAGGAAAAGCUGGGCAUCGAGAGUGGCCUGGUCUUUGCGAAUCCCAUCCCCAAGGAGCAUGAGAUCCCGCGGGAGGUCAUGGACCAAAUCAUCAAUACCGCCGUGCGCGAGGCUGCUGAGCAGGGCUUCUCUGGGAAUGCCAACACACCGUACAUCCUGAGGAGGAUCAGGGAGCUGAGCGAGGGCCGCAGUGCGCCUGCAAACCUACACUUGGUGCUAUCGAAUGUGGCUCGCGCGGCCAAGGUUGCUGUCGAGCUGCGCAGCCUCGAGAGUGAAUCGGAGGGAAGGACUAAGACCGGGCCAAAUCCAUCGACCAAGGUGCAGCAGGAGACUUCGUCCCCCUCGAGAGCCGAUAUUCUGGUUGCUGGUUCAGUGGCACUCGAUCUCAACUGCAAUUUCCACAAUGACAGACACGAGGACCCAAAACCUCUCACGCCUGUCCUUCACACAUCCAACCCAGCAGGUAUCACACAGUCCAUCGGUGGCGUCGGUCACAACGUGGCCCUCGCAGCGCAGAGUAUCCACCGGAGCCUGAAGGUCAAGCUCUGCAGCAUUAUUGGGAGCGACAUUGCCGGCGCGACGAUUUUGACCAGCAUGGAAAAGAACGGUCUUGACACCAGCUACAUCCGUCAGCUGGGACCGGAAUAUCCCUCAGCACGCACAGCGCAGUACGUCGCCGUCAACGACGCUGAAAAGAACUUGAUGCUCGCCAUGGCAGACAUGGCCAUACUCACAUCACACUCCUUUCCCACCUACUGGACGUCCAUCAUCCAGGCUACCAAGCCCAAGUGGCUCGUCGUGGACGGCAACUGGACGCCCAAGGACAUCCACAACUGGAUCAAGACGGGCGGCAUGAACGGUGCGCAGAUCGCCUUCGAGCCCGUCUCAACCAUCAAGGCGGCCGGGCUCUUCCCCAAAGGCCACAACCUCCCCCUGUUUCCCAAAGUCGCAGUAGCCCUUGCCACGCCCAACCAGUACGAGCUCGGGGCCAUGUACCACGCCGCCAAGGAGAACGGCUACAUGGACAGCAUGCCGUGGUUCGAGGUUAUCGACGCUUUUGGGAUGCACGGCGGGGCACGGGACCGCUUCGUGCGCCUGGCGUCGGCCGAGAUGACGGAUGCCGGGAUACCCGUGCAGAGCGUCCAGCUGCUGCCGUACAUCCCGACCAUCCUGACCAAGAUGGGCGACAAGGGCGCGCUGCUCACGACGAUCUUACGGCCGGACGACCCAAGGCUCCUGGAUCCGGAGCACGAGAGGUACAUCCUCACUCGGGCGGCACCGGGCCACCCGCACGUCGGAGGGAUCUACAUGCGCAUGUACCCGGCCAUCGAGAGGGUUGGGACGCCUGUGUCGGUGAACGGGAUGGGGGAUACUUUUCUGGGCACGCUGGUGGCGGGCCUGGCGCUGGGAGGGCGGACAGAGGACCUGGUGGAUGUGGCGCAGAAUGCAGCUGUAAUGACGCUCAAGAGCCAUUUGAGCGUGAGCCCAGAUCUAGGCGCCCUGGGGAGAAAGCUGUUGGCUGCUUGUGGGAGGGCGGAGCAGUAACGGCAGUCCUUACAUGUAGGGUGGGUGCAGUAUGUUGUAUUGAUUGACAGGGGAUCUCACAGGUUGUCCUCUUCAUUGUCAUCCCAUACUAAGGAGGCUUGCAAACAAGUCAGCCUAUUUAUACAGUAUAAUCCUGUAUUAUACAUGCAUACUC